Molecule: messenger RNA, 2095 nt
Organism: Acanthopagrus latus (yellowfin seabream)
Lineage: Eukaryota; Metazoa; Chordata; Actinopteri; Spariformes; Sparidae
Gene: slc2a11l
Product: solute carrier family 2 member 11, like
Exons: 12
Coding region: 48-1601 (517 amino acids)
Biological process (GO): monosaccharide transmembrane transport
Cellular component (GO): membrane
Molecular function (GO): hexose transmembrane transporter activity
Source: RefSeq, a predicted model, not a curated record
AGUUAAUGAUUCCACUGAGACGUCUGCCACACCAGUUGAAUGUGUGAAUGAUUACAAAUGACUGCAGACAUGACAAGGACCAGACUCCAGCUAUGCCACAGCACUUAACACUCCUGCUAGAAUGCCCUCUUGUAAUUGCGGCCAUUUUUGUCACUGGCAUCGGUGGGACAUUUCAAUAUGGAUUCUGCAUAUCUGUGAUGACUUCCCCGUCUGAUUUUAUAAAGGAGCUGGUGAACAAAACGUGUCUGCACAGAUACGGCGUGUCCUUGGACAAGUCGCAGGUUUCGCUCAUCUGGUCCUUCACCGUGUCCAUUUUCUGCCUCGGGGGGUUGCUGGGGACGCUGGUGGCUGGUCCCCUGGUUACAAAAUUUGGGAGGAAGCCAUGCCUUUUGUUAAACAAUUUGCUGGCUAUCAUUGGAGCUGUGUUGAUGCUCGUCAGCCAAGCAGCAAUGUCCUUUGAGAUGAUCAUGGUGGGACGAUUUCUCUAUGGCAUCAAUUCAGGAGUCAGUCUCUCAGUUCACCCCAUAUACAUCAUUGAAUGCACCCCCAAGAGGCUGCGUGUGAUGGUGGGCGUGACUAUCGCUUCUUGCAUGUCCUUUGGGAAGUUCUCUGGUCAGCUGCUGGGGAUCAGUGAGUUGCUUGGCACAGAGGAGAGGUGGCCCUGGCUGCUUGGUUUCAACGGUUUUGCUGCGUUGCUCCAGCUCUUUACCCUGCCCUUCCUUCCAGAGUCUCCCAGGUUCCUGCUGCUGGACAGAGGAGACCGCCAGGCCUGCGAGAAAGCAUUAAGGAGGCUGUGGGGCAACAAGGACCACAGCAUGGAGGUGGAGGAGAUGCUGCAGGAGAAGGCCGCCUUGGAGAACGUUCGCAGCCACUCAGUGAUGGAGCUGAUUUGCGACCAAAGUGUGCGCUGGCAGCUCAUCACAAUCAUUUUUACCUUCACACCACUGCAGCUCUGUGGCAUCAACGCUGUGUACUUUUAUUCUUUUGAGGUGUUCGGUGCAGCAGGAAUCCAAGAACACCAGUUACGUUACGCUGCCUUGGGAACAGGGCUGUGUGAGUUAGCCACUUCUAUAGGUUGUUUUAUGACCAUUGAGAAUACAGGCAAAAAGGUCCUGUUGUUCAGAGGAUACUUGGGAAUGUCUGCAACACUGAUCCUCCUCACCAUCACUCUGUACCUGCAAACGCACAUCUCCUGGAUGCCAUACUGCAGCAUGGUCCUCAUUUUCAUCUUCAUUUUCUUUUUCGCCGGUGGACCGGCUGGAGCGACAGCUCCUCUUCCGGGGGAGAUAUUUACUCAGUCGUUCAAAUCAGCUGGAUACACCAUCGCCUGCACUAUCAACUGGACAGGCCUGUUUGUGCUGGGGAUGAUCUUCCCCACCUUAGUGGAGAAAAUGGAUUACUUUUGUUUUCUUAUAUUCCUGUGCUUCUGCGUCGUCUGUGGGCUGUAUGUGUGGUUCUACGUCCCUGAGACCAAGAACCGGACAGCGCUGGAGAUCGCUGCAGAGUUUCGAAAGAUGCAUUCCAAACCUGGAGAACCACAGAGGGAAAUAAACAUGAAGCAGGAAGUCAACAAAACCCAAGCAAACGAGACUAAAUUUUGAUAAUAUUCACCAGAGUCAUUUAGUUCGAAGAAUUCACUUCUUGUUCCACUGAGGAGAUUAAAACUUCUUAAAUGUUACGAAGAAGAAGUAAUAAGCAUUAUCUAACUAUUAAUAGUUAACUAAUGUGUCUUAAGAUAAUUAACUGAUGGUGUUUAUCUUAAAUAAUGUAGUCAUUUAUGUAAAAGAGGUGUCCGUUACCAGGGAUUAAUGCACAGCGUGUUGUCCUGAGUCACACAGUGCAAAGCUUCACAGAACAGCUGACCGAGUCCUACAUAAAGAAAUCCACAGUCCAGCAGCAUUACACAACUUAAAGGAAUCAUUCAUAGGCUUAUAUAGACAACCAAGAGAGAUGGGGAAGCUCUCAGUUUCAUUACAAUGUGCUCAUAUAUGGCUGUUAAAAAACUGAUGGUUACAUGUGAAUAGCUACAAAUUGUAACAUAGAGCCCCUUUAAGUAUGACUUUAGAAAUGCACCUUUUAAAAAAAUAAAUAUGAA